This is a messenger RNA of Misgurnus anguillicaudatus (oriental weatherfish), 8846 nucleotides long. The record is from RefSeq and is a predicted model, not a curated record. NCBI's taxonomy places the organism in Eukaryota, Metazoa, Chordata, Actinopteri, Cypriniformes, Cobitidae.
AAAAAUCAGCAUCACUUUAUUCUGGAGAAACAGCUGAAGAGAGAUCUCUGUGAGGUUGCUCUGCAGGGUUUGUAUCUCAGAUUAGUUUGAGAUCUUCAGAAGAAAUCUGAAACAAUGAGGUAUCUAAUCUCAUUGUGUGUGCCACUACUGUUGCUGGUUAAUGGUGAAACAACCAAUGGGUCAACGUCAGUUCCUUUCUCCACUCUGAGCGCUGACCCCUGCUACGACUAUACCAGUCUGGACAAUACUUGGAGAGCCAUUGACUUUUCAUAUAAUCAGUAUGCAUCAUGUGAUUAUAAUGUGAACUGGUAUGGCUGGUACAGGCUUUUCCUUAACGGACAGGAUGCUCACAUGCCAGAGUCAUGUGUUAGCAAUGGCAUGUGUGGAUCUUAUUAUCCAAUGUGGCUGAAUGGUCGUCACCCACAGAUUGAAGAUGGAGUGGUCAGCCGGGACGUUUGUAGUCCCACCUUGUAUGACUGCUGUGGUUACAGCUCUUAUUCCAUAAAUGUCAAAGCUUGUCCUGGAAAUUAUUAUGUUUAUGAGUUUGUCAGUCCAUCGUUCUGUGGAACAUAUUGUGCAGAUGUUUUAGGUCUUAACCCUUCAUCAGAGCCCACAACAGUGCCACAAACACCACAAAUCUUCACAGACAAUUUCCUCAUUGAUCCCUGUGAUAGCUACACCGUGUUGGAUGAGCCAUGGAGAGCCACCAGCCAUAGAUAUGCUGCCAAUUUAAUGUGUGACGCUUCUGUCAGCUGGUCCGGCUGGUAUCGUCUCUUCAUUCGUGGUCAGAGCGUUCAGAUGCCAGACACGUGUGUUGAUGAAUUAAGCUGUGGUACUCAUGCACCUAUGUGGUUGAACGGACCACACCCAACAGUUGAGGAUGGCGUGGUCACUCGAGAAGUUUGUAAUCACUGGAACAACAACUGCUGUUAUUUCUCAUUCAAUACUAUUAGAGUAAAAGCCUGCCCAGGAAAUUAUUAUGUCUAUGAGUUUGUCAGCCCAAAUUUCUGCUAUGGGGCAUAUUGUGCAGAGGACAGGAACAUCAUCAUUCCUACUGUCAGUCCAACAACAACUGACUCUCUCAUCGCUGACCCCUGCUAUACGUAUACAUCGCUUGAUGACCCUUGGAGAGCCAGUGGACAAUAUAACUAUCAGUACAUGUGUGAUUCCCUUGUCAACUGGUCCGGCUGGUAUCGUCUUUUUAUCAACAGUCAGAGUGCUCAGAUGCCAGAAACAUGUGUUGAUGUGUUCAGCUGUGGCACUUUUGCUCCACUUUGGCUAAAUGGUCCUCAUCCAAGAGUCGAGGAUGGUGUGGUAAGCCGACACGUCUGCGGUAACUGGGAAAACGAGUGCUGCCAUUUUGAAUUCUAUCCUAUGAAAGUAAAGGCCUGCCCAGGCGAUUAUUAUGUCUAUGAGUUUGUCAGCCCAACUUACUGCUAUACAGCAUAUUGUGCAGUUCUCAGGGACAGUAACUAUACACUUGGCACCCCACAGAUCUCAACAACUGCACCUACAACUCCUAUUCCCGAUCCAUGCUAUAAUUACAACACUCUUGAUGACUCCUGGAGAGACAUCACUCAAUACCAAAACCCAAGCUAUGGACAAAAUGACUACCUUGUUGACUGGAGUGGGUGGUAUCGAAUGUUUUUGAACAGACAAAGUGCUCAGAUGUCCGAGUGGUGUGUGACCUACACCUCGGGAUGUGGAGGCGAUACUGGACUUUAUCUCAGUGGUUCUCAUCCACGACUUGAAGAUGGAGAGGUGACGCUUGAAGUCUUAGGAACAUAUAUGUGGUACCCUAACAUGUGUGGCCAAUAUAGAUCCAAUCCCAUUCAAGUCAAAGCUUGUCCUGGAGAUUAUUAUGUCUAUAAACUUGUCAAACCUGAUGUGUUAAUCCCUCGGCCGGCAUACUGUGCAGUUGCUUUCAACAGCAUUAGCAAUGAUCCUUGUUACAACUAUGAAUCUCUGGAUCGUCCCUGGAGAGCCUCAAAUGAAAUUGGAUUGGCAAUUUGUGACGAGUCUUUCUCCUGGAAUGGCUGGUACAGACUUUACAACAAUGGAAUGAACAUUCGGAUGCAAGAGAACUGUGUUAGUGCAUACAGCUGUAAUACUCAAGUUAGUCUGUGGCUUAAUGGUCCUCACCCUCAGAUAGAGGAUGGAGUGGUGACACGAGAGGUCUGUGGAGAUGUAGGGAAUGGCUGUUGUAGUUACAAGUCAACGCCCAUCAGAGUCAAAGCCUGCUCAGGAGAUUAUUAUGUCUAUGAAAUUGCAAAGCCACACAGAUUUUGCUCAGGAUAUUGUACAGAUCCAAACACAGUAUCCCCGACGGUUUCCCCAACUCCAACAGGUGCCUUUACAGGAUCUUUGACUACAGUUAACACGGAUUACGACGCCUGCUAUAAUUACAACAUUCUCGACCACUACUGGAGAAGCGCACUCAAUAUCUGGCAACUGUAUGGACAGAUAUCUGGAAAUGAUGACACAGUUGUUGAAUGGGAUGGGUGGUAUCGACUCCUCCUUAAUGGAUCCAAUGCUCAGAUGCCUGAAUGGUGUGCAACUUUAAUGUCAUGUGGAGGUUUCAGUUCUCUGUGGCUUGGUGGUCCUCAUCCUCAGCUAGAAGAUGGAGUUGUUACUUGUGAAGUCUACGGUACUCAAAAUGACCAGUGUAGUUACUACAGAUCCAACCCAAUCCAAGUCAAAGCUUGUCCUGAAAAUUAUUACGUCUACAAGUUUGUAAAGCCAAGGCAGUCAAUUCCAUUGCCUGUAUACUGUGCAGUUCCUUCUAACACUCAGAAUUACGACCCAUGCUAUGACUAUACAAGUCUGGAUGACCCUUGGAGAUCGACCAGCUUUUCUGAUGUCAAUGGAAAUUGUGAUUAUAAUGUGAACUGGAAUGGCUGGUACAGGCUUUUUGUCAAUGGACAGAAUGCUCACAUGCCAGAGUCAUGUGUUAGCAGUGGCAUGUGUGGAUCUAAUAACCCCUUGUGGCUCAAUGGUCCUCACCCACAGCCGGAAGAUGGAGUGGUCAGGCGGGAAGUCUGUGGUUCCACAUGGAAUGAUUGCUGUGGAUACAAAUCUGUUCCCAUACAAGUCAAAGCUUGUCCAGGAAAUUAUUAUGUUUAUGAGUUUGUCAAGCCCCUCUAUUGUGCACGUUAUUGUGCAGAUGACCCAAGCUUUCACAUGACAUCUACAACAACGUUGACAACAGUUCCCAUCAUUGCAGUUCCUUCCUUAGAGCCCUGCAACAACUACAGUGUGUUGGAUGAACCAUGGAGAGCCACCAGCAAUCACGUCAACUAUUCUGAUAUGGCCAAUGUAAGGUGUGACACUUUUGUCAGCUGGUACGGCUGGUAUCGUCUCUUCAUUCAUGGUCAGAGCGUUCAGAUGCCAGACACAUGUGUUGAUGAAUUAAGCUGUGGUACUCAUGCACCUCUGUGGUUGAACGGACCACACCCAAGAGUUGAGGAUGGCGUGGUCACUCGAGAAGUCUGCAAUCACUGGAACAACAACUGCUGUUAUUUCUCAACCAAUACUAUUAGAGUGAAAGCCUGCCCAGGAAAUUAUUAUGUCUAUGAGUUUGUCAGACCAACUUUUUGCUAUGGGGCAUAUUGUGCAGAUGAUAGCACCAUUGAGACAACUGUCACCCCAUCCACCAUCCCAACUGCACCUACAACUCCCAUUCCUGAUCCAUGCUAUAAUUAUAACACUCUUGAUGACUCCUGGAGAGACAUCACUCAAUACCAAAACCCAAGCUAUGGACAAAAUGACUACCUUGUUGACUGGAGUGGGUGGUAUCGAAUGUUUUUGAACGGACAAAGUGCCCAGAUGUCCGAGUGGUGUGUGACCUACACCUCGGGAUGUGGAGGUGAUACUGGACUUUAUCUCAGUGGUUCUCAUCCACGACUUGAAGAUGGAGAGGUGACGCUUGAAGUCUUGGGAACAUAUAUGUGGUACCCUUACAUGUGUGGCCAAUAUAGAUCCAAUCCCAUUCAAGUCAAAGCUUGUCCUGGAGAUUAUUAUGUCUAUAAACUUGUCAAACCUGAUGUGUUAAUCCCUCGGCCCGCAUACUGUGCAGUUGCUUUCAACAGCAUUAGCAAUGAUCCUUGUUACAACUAUAAAUCGUUGGACCGUCCCUGGAGAGCCUCAAAUGAAAGUGGAUUGGCAAUUUGUGAUGAGUCUUUCUCCUGGAAUGGCUGGUACAGACUUUACAACAAUGGGAUGAACAUUCGGAUGCAAGAGAACUGUGUUAGUGCAUACAGCUGUAAUACUCAAGUUAGUCUGUGGCUUAAUGGUCCUCACCCUCAGAUAGAGGAUGGAGUGGUGACACGAGAGGUCUGUGGAGAUGUAGGGAAUGGCUGUUGUAGUUACAAGUCAACGCCCAUCAGAGUCAAAGCCUGCCCAGGAGAUUAUUAUGUCUAUGAAAUUGCAAAGCCACAGAGAUUUUGCUCAGGAUAUUGUACAGAUCCAAACACAGUAUCCCCGACGGUUUCCCCAACUCCACCAGGUGCCUUUACAGGAUCUCUGACUACAGUUAACACGGAUAACGACCCCUGCUAUAACUACAACAUUCUCGACAACUACUGGAGAAGCGCACUCAAUAUCUGGCAACUGUAUGGACAGAUAUCAGGAAAUGAUGACACAGUUGUUGAAUGGAACGGCUGGUAUCGACUCCUUCUUAAUGGAUCCAAUGCUCAGAUGCCUGAAUGGUGCGCAACUUUAAUGUCAUGUGGAGGUUUCAGUUCUUUGUGGCUUGGUGGUCCUCAUCCUCAGCUAGAAGAUGGAGUUGUUACUCGUGAAGUCUAUGGUACUCAAAAUGACCAGUGUAGUUACUACAGAUCCAACCCAAUCCAAGUUAAAGCUUGUCCUGAAAAUUAUUACGUCUACAAGUUUGUAAAGCCAAGGCAGUCAAUCCCAUUGCCUGUAUACUGUGCAGUUCCUUCCAACACUGAGAAUUAUGACCCAUGCUAUGACUAUACCAGUCUGGAUGACCCUUGGAGAGCGACCAGCUUCUCUAAUGUCAAUGGAAAUUGUGAUUAUAGUGUGAACUGGAAUGGCUGGUACAGGCUUUCCAUCAAUGGACAAAAUGCUCACAUGCCAGAGUCAUGUGUUAGCAGUGGCAUGUGUGGAUCUAAUAACCCCUUGUGGCUCAAUGGUCCUCACCCACAGCUGGAAGAUGGAGUGGUCAGGCGGGAAGUCUGUGGUUCCACAUGGAAUGAUUGCUGUGGAUACAAAUCUGUUCCCAUACAAGUCAAAGCUUGUCCAGGAAAUUAUUAUGUUUAUGAGUUUGUCAAGCCCCUGUAUUGUGCAAGUUAUUGCGCAGAUGACCCAAGCUUUCACAGGACAACUACAACAACAUUGCCAACAGUUCCCAUCACUGUUCCUUCCUUAGACCCCUGCAACAACUACAAUGUUUUGGAUGAGCCAUGGAGAGCCACCAGCAAUUACGUCAACUAUUUUGAUAUGGCCAAUGUAAGGUGUGACACUUAUGUCAGCUGGUCCGGCUGGUAUCGUCUCUUCAUUCAUGGUCAGAGCGUUCAGAUGCCAGACAAGUGUAUUGAAAUCCUAAGCUGUGGUACUCAUGCACCCCUGUGGCUGAAUGGUAAACAUCCAACAGUUGAGGAUGGUGUGGUCUCUCGAGAAGUCUGCAAUCACUGGAACAAUGACUGCUGUUAUUUCUCAACCAAUACUAUUAGAGUGAAAGCCUGCCCAGGAAAUUAUUAUGUCUAUGAGUUUGUCAGCCCAACUUUCUGCUAUGGGGCAUAUUGUGCAGAUGAUAGCACCAUUGAGACAACUGUCAUCCCACCCACCAUCCCAACUGUGACAUCCAGUGACCCAUGCUCUAAUUAUAAUAUGCUUGAUGACUAUUGGAGAGACAUACACCAAACCCAAUCCAAUAACUUGGGAAAUGAUGACCGGCUGGUUGAAUGGAAUGGCUGGUAUCGUCUGUUUAUAAAUGGACAAAGUGCUCAGAUGUCUGAGGUGUGUACAACUUACACAGGAUGUGGAGGUGAUACUGGACUUUAUCUCAGUGAUUCUCAUCCACGAAUCGAGGAUGGAGAGGUGACGCUUGAAGCCUUGGGAACUUUUAUCUGGUACUUUUACAUGUGCGGCGCCUACAGAACACAUCCCAUUCAAGUCAAAGCUUGCCCUGGAGAUUAUUAUGUCUAUAAAUUUGGCAAACCUGAUAUGUCAAUCCCUCGACCCUCAUACUGUGCAGUGGCAUUCAACAGCAUAAGCAAUGAUCCUUGUUACAACUACGAACCUCUGGAUCGUCCCUGGAGAGCCUCAAAUGAAGCAGGAUUGUACAUUUGUGAUGGGACUUUCUCCUGGAAUGGCUGGUACAGACUUUACCACAAUGGGAUGAACAUCAGAAUGGCAGAGAACUGUGUCGGUUAUGGGGGCUGUAACACACAAUACAGUCUGUGGCUCAAUGGUCCUCACCCUCACAUUGAGGAUGGAGUGGUGACCCGAGAGGUCUGUGGGAGCUUAUGGGGAGACUGCUGCUUACAUACAUUUAUACCCAUCAGAGUCAAAGCUUGCCCAGGAGAUUACUAUGUCUAUGAAUUGCCACAGCCACAUCAAGACUACUGUACAGGAUAUUGCACAGAUAUCAACACUAUAUCUGAGGUAGUUUCCCCUACAACUCCAACUUCAAUUAAUGGAUCUAUCACAACAUUGAGUUCCAAUGAGACAGAUUAUGAUCCGUGCUAUAACUACAACAUUGUAGACGACUAUUGGAGAAGUGCACUUAUGUAUUCAUAUGGAAAUAUACUUGGACACGAUGACACGCGUGUUGAAUGGGACGGCUGGUAUCGACUCUUUCUUAAUGGAUCCAAUGCUCAGAUACCUGAGUGGUGUGCAGGAUACAUGUCAUGUGGAGGUUUCAGUUCUCUGUGGCUUGGUGGUCCUCACCCUCAGCUAGAAGAUGGAGUUGUUACCCGUGAAGUUUUUGGCAGUCGGUAUGAGCAGUGUGGUUACUACAGAUCCAACCCGAUCCAAGUCAAAGCUUGUCCUGAAAAUUAUUAUGUCUACAAACUCAGAAAGCCAUAUCUAUCGAUACCUGUCCCUUCAUAUUGUGCAGUUUCUAUCUCGACUCCGAGCAUUGACCCCUGCUACAACUACACAGGUCUGGAUGAGCCUUGGAGAGCCACCAACAAUCCUUAUUAUAAUAAUUACUUUGGUGUAAUGUGCGAUUAUAAUGUGAACUGGAAUGGAUGGUACAGACUUUUCAUCAAUGGCCAGAAUACUCAGAUGCCAGAGUCAUGUGUAAAUUAUGGCAUGUGUGGCACUUAUUACCCACUUUGGCUCAAUGGUCCUCACCCUCAGGUGGAAGAUGGAGUGGUCACUCGACAAGUGUGUGGUUCCUCACCAUAUGACUGCUGUGCUUACAACUCUUAUCCCAUACAAGUCAAAGCAUGUCCAGGAAAUUACUAUGUUUAUCAGUUUGUCAGUCCGCUGAGUUGCUCAGCAUAUUGUGCAGACGCUACAAACUUCACCCAGACAACAACACCUACAACAACAACAACCACCACAACAACAACAACAACUGUGAGAGAUCCCUGCUUUGAACUCAACUGUACUGUGGAUGAGUGGUGUGGAGAACAGAAUGGUGUUUACGGCUGUUUCUGUAAAGGAGAUCACCCCACAUCUAACCCUGACAAUUUCGAUGUCUAUGAGACUUGUGAAAGCAGCUCUGGGUUCGUGUCUUUGUCUCGCUGUCAGCUCUUUGAAGCUGGUUUUCCAACUGAUCUCUUACACCUGAAUGACCCCAGCUGUAAAGGAACUGUCCAGAAUGGCAGACUUGAGUUCAGUUUUGAUAACAAAGAACACAUCUGUGGUACAAGUCUUGUGGCCAAUGGCACUCACUUCAUCUAUGAGAAUUUUAUCACGGGACAGCCAGGCCCAUCUGAAGGUGUCAUCAGCAGAGAGAGAGGUCUGAAGUUGUCUUUCAGCUGUAUCUACCACCAAACCCAAACAGUCUCCAUGGACAUCAACCCUCUGGAGAGCCGAAUACACAGAACAUUUCAAGGUGAAGGGACGUACCAGGUCAGGAUGGUUCCUUAUCUGGACCCUGAAUUCUCAGUUCCCUUCAAUGGAAGUGUGGGUGUGCUGGUGAAUGAGGAGGUUUUUGUUGAAGUUGGUGUUUAUGGAGUUGACAGUGAUCAGUUUGCCUCAGUGAUUGACGGAUGUUGGGCUACACCUGUGAAUGAUCCUCUGUCAUCUCUCCGUUGGGAUCUCAUCACUGAAGAGUGUCCCAAUCCACAUGACAACACAGUGAAACUUCUGCAGAACGGCCUCUCUACAUCCAGCCGUUUCUCCUUCAGGAUGUUCGUCUUUACUGCAGACUCCAAUAAGGUUUACUUGCACUGUAAAGUUCACCUUUGUCUCCGGACCAACAAUGACUGCUCAGCUCACUGUUACCCUGGACAUCACAUGAGAGGGCGUAGAUCUGUUAACUUCCAUGACACGUCUUCAAUAUCUAUGGGUCCACUGGUCUGGUCUGAAGGGAACUCGGAUAUUGUGGCUCCAGAACAAAUGAAAAGAUCUCAGGCCUCAGGUCUGUGCGGCUCAAUGAUGUUACUGCUGCUUUUGUUUCUGAAUGCCUUCAUCCUCUUCUAGAAGAAUCUGACUGAUUUAGAAAAUGUGUGUGUACACAUUUGGUAAUGCUCAUAUUUUAUCUGUUGUCUUUUUAUUGAUUUUCAAUGAGACCUUAAUGAUAAUGUUAAUGGGUGAUAGCGGGUACUGUAUGAUUGCAAUAGGAUUGCAUUUGUUUUUUAUUGAUGAUUAUUGUUUUUAAAUUUCUUUUCAAGUCAGUGUAAAAAUAAAUAGUUUCCUGGUAUUAUGUA